This is a messenger RNA of Strongylocentrotus purpuratus (purple sea urchin), 3347 nucleotides long. RefSeq names its product microfibrillar-associated protein 1-like. The coding region runs from base 228 to 1745 and encodes 505 amino acids. The transcript is spliced from 12 exons. Gene Ontology annotation, cellular component: U2-type spliceosomal complex. Gene Ontology annotation, molecular function: RNA binding. Gene Ontology annotation, biological process: mRNA splicing, via spliceosome. The record is from RefSeq and is a predicted model, not a curated record. Lineage: Eukaryota; Metazoa; Echinodermata; Echinoidea; Camarodonta; Strongylocentrotidae.
UCAUAUAUCGCCAUCUACGUCGACUUAUAGGAACUGAAGGGGAAAAUUUGACUGCUGAAAUGAAAAGCCAAACAAAAACAGUUUAAUCUGAGAUUCAAGCUGCUUCUACUCUUGCAAGGUCAAAGGUCGCUGGAUCCCAUUGCCCUUCUACCCUUUGACCCGACCCCAACCGUCCUGUGUAGGACAAGACCAAACACUUGCAGGAACGCACUCCAUCACCAGCCAUCAUGUCUGGUCGAGGGAUCAAAGGAGCGGAGCGUGUUCCUAUACAGAGCACGGCUGGUGCCAUACCUGUCAAAAAUGACAAAGGUGAAAUUAGUAUGCAGAAGGUGAAAGUCAAGAGAUAUGUGCCUGGUAAAAGACCCGACUUUGCACCCCAGUUCAGCAGUGAUGAGGAUGAGGAGGCUGAAGGGCCGUUUGUCGGCCGACGCAAGCAGCACUACCCAACAUCCAGGCUGGACGCAGAAGACGCCAGGAUCAGGAGGCUUCGCGUCAGGCAUGAGGAUGAUAGUGAUGAUGACGAAGCAGAGAGGAUCGCACGUCACAGGCACAUCCAUGGUCCCGAGAUCCUGGACGAAGGCGACGAUGAUGAGGAAGACCAUGAGGAGGAGGACUACCUCACCCAUCGCAGCCGAGACUUCGGGAGCAGGGUACGCGAUCGACAUCGGGAGGAGAGCUCCGAAGAAGAAGAAGCCGCUGAGGAAAAGGAGGAUGAGGGGUAUUCAAGGAGUUUCCGCGAGGUCGACCGUCGAGAUCAGGCACCGAGCAAGACCUAUCGGAUGGAGGUUGAGGAGAGCUCGUCUGACGAGGAGGAACUCGAUGAGGAGGAGAUAGAGCGUAGGAGAGCUGCGAUGCGGGCUAGAGCUAGGCAGAGAGUGCAAGAGGAUAUAGAGGUCAUGGGAAUCGAGGACGACAACAAGAAGGAAAAGGUUGAUUCGGAUGAAGAGGAAUCGUCCGAAUACGAGGAGUAUACCGACUCGGAAGAAGAAGAUGGGCCAAGAUUAAAACCAGUCUUUGUCGCCAAGAAAGAUCGCGUCACCAUUCAAGAAAAGGAGAUAGCUGCCAUGAAAGAACAGGAACUAGAAGAAGAAGCAAAGCUCAAGGCAGAGGCCAGGAAAAGAGAAACAAUAAGAAUGGUAGAGAAUGAUGCGAACAAGGUCCAGGAACCGGAAGAAGAUGUCGGAACAAAUGAGCCUAACCUCCUGACCGUGAACACAGAUGAUGAGAACGAUGAAGUAGAGUAUGAGGCGUGGAAAGUUCGGGAACUGCGCAGGAUCAAGCGCGACAGGGACGAACGUGAACAGAUCGAGAAGGAGAGGCAGGAAACGGAGAGGCUGAGGAACAUGACGGAGGAGGAGAGAAGAGAAGAACUGAGACAGAACCCAAAACAGAUAACCAACAAACAGAACAAGGGACGAUACAAGUUCUUGCAGAAGUACUAUCAUCGCGGUGCUUUCUAUUUGGAUGAUGAGAAGGAGGUACUGAAGAGGGACGUUUCUGGAGCCACGCUUGAAGAUCACUUUGAUAAGACAGUCUUGCCAAAAGUCAUGCAGGUCAAGAACUUUGGACGUUCCGGUCGUACCAAGUAUACCCAUCUUGUUGACCAGGACACCACAACCAUGGAAUCACCUUGGGCCAACGAGACGGCCCUCUCCAGGAAGUUCCAGUCCUCCGGCGCUGGGGGCUUGAAGCAGAGCUUUGAGAAGCCCUCAGGAAGAAAGUCACGGAAGGGCGACGCCCAAUGAGACGAUCAUAGCUAGUUGAGAGACGAAGUUGUAACAGACAAUGCUUACAUAGGACAAUUUAUGUCAGAAGCUUUUCAAGAAAGUUUCAGGUAUCCAUUGCUGGCGCCAGGAAACAGACUUUGAGAAACCCAGAGCAAGAACGUCAUGGAAGGGCGCAACGUAAUGAGAUGGUGCAUUGCUGGUUGAGAGAUGAAGUUGUGACAGACAAUACUUGCAAAUGUCAUUUCAGAAAAAAAAUCAUAGAGCUUUUCAAGGAAGCUUCAGGUAUCCAUCAAUAGAGGCAGGAAACCUAGAGCAAGGAAGUCUUGAAGGAUACAACGCAAUGAGACGAUGCGUAGCUAGUUGAGAGUGAUAGUUGUGACAAGCAACCGCAUGAAUUCAUAAGCCGUUCAUGGGGUUCCUGUCCUGCAAAAAUAAAGAAAAAUGUGGGAUAGCUUCAGAAUGAAGUUCUUGGCAUCCAUUAUAGGCAUCAUGGCACAGAGCUUUGAGGAACCUAUAGUGAGAAAUUCAAGAAAGGUGCAGUGACUUGAAAUGGUGCAUCGUAUGUACUGUGUAAGUGACUCAAAGGAUGCUCAAAGGACACGCUGGGUUUUGACUUAUUCGCCCCUGGAACUCUCAAAAUGGUCUCUGCAGACUUUUUUGUUUGUUGGUCCUGUAGGAAUGGACUCCACAAUGUGAUCACACCCAAGGCAUAUCAGAGCCCUGUUUCAUAAAAACAUGUUAUCAAUAACAAGUGCUAAAUGGCAAAUCUACUAUCAGCCGAUCCAAUGCCACGAUUUCAAUAGCUUACAACAGUUAUUGUAACUUUUAAUUGAUAAGGAGUUUUAUGAGACAGGGCCCAGAUGGGCUUCUGUCAUUAAAACACACGUUUUCCAUUCACAUGCAUAACCUUAGUCUGCAUACUCAAACCCUUUUCUUUUUUUGACACUUACUAUAAUUUACAACACUUUCAAUAACUGUUAAUUUUUUGGGGAGAAGCUCUUAAUUUAUACAAACUGCAAAUGUUCAUCAUUGUGAUUUUGUACCAUGUUAUAAUUUAAGUUUUGUGAAUUUAGACGAUUCAUGAACAAAAAUUGAAAAUAAUGUGUCGUUAAAUACUAUUAACAAAACCCAUCCUGGUUUCCGCCUAUCCUAGCUUACACAGCAGGACAUGGGCUAUAUGAGGCACUUUUAUUUGUUUGCUAGAAGUUUGUCAAGAAGCGUAGGGCCUACGUAGGUAUUAGUCUACAUCCAACAUAUUUCAGACUCUGUUUUGUUGGUGUAAAGUUCAGGGUCUCAUAACACAAAACUUGGCAGUUGAUCGUACAAUCACAUAGCCGCCAACCAUUCAUAAUAUGGAGGAACGGUUCACAAUUUUUCAGCCUUAAAGUUUUUUUAUCCUUUGGUUCCUCUACUUUUCUAUAUAAAAACAAACAUCUGUGUGACAUGCAUACAAAGUACAUUAUUUUCCUAAUGAUGCCUUUAGAAAUUCCUAAUGUAAGCUUUGAAAGAUUGCCCUGUAUGCAAUGACGCAAUCAUUUGAUCACUAUAAUGAUGAACUUAUUUGCAAAAUAAAAAUCAAUAUAUUAUUUUUGUAAUGUAAUCACUUGUAAUGCACAAAUC